AUUACACAUCAUCACUUUAACCUCACUUCCCUCUCUUUCUCUCUCUCUCUCUCUUCCGCUGUCACCUUCAGCGAUGAUGGUGGGCGGUGCGAGGCGCUUCGCUGGAGGGGGUUUAGGGGGCUGUUUGUUUUCCGACCCAGAGAGAGAGAGAGAGAAUUAAGAAGAGGAGAUAGGUAGAGAGUUUAUUGCAAAACCAGUCUGCUGCACCAUCAAAAACCCAACCAGAACUAUGCAAAAUGAUGAAAUAGAGGCACAAAACAGAGCACCAAAUUGAGGCAUUUCCACAAAGUACAGAGGAGGAGAGGGCUGGAAUUAGAGAUGAAGUUGAUGCAAAAAGCCUCUGUAGUGAAUUUGACAAUGUUCAAUUCAGGUUUUUAUUCAUUUCUGCCAAAAAAAAAAAUCAAAUUUUGAUGGUGCUUGAGCAUUGUGAUUACACAAAUUGCAUCUGUGUACAGUGUAAUUCUUGUUUUAUCAUUUGUUCCAGCAUAAUUUAUAUUUAAUAAAUGUGCUAAAUACAUUUCUGUAUCUGUACAUGUAUAAGCUUCCAUUAUUUCACAUUUGGUCUGAUUCUUUUUCACAAAAGAUUUAAGUGCACAGCUGUGAAGUAGUAGUGUGCAUUUGAUGGAAGAGGGCACACCAAUGGGAGGGGGAACACAAAAUGGACCUGAAAUUCAGAUUGUAACUUCACCUCAGCUGAUUGCUCCUUCUUGUGAUCUACUCUCUCGAGAAGCUAGGGAUCAGUAUCUUGCCAUAUGUCUACCCCUCUACCAAGCUGCUUUGAAGGGUGACUGGAAAGCUGCUAAUGGUGUCAUAGAAAUAUUUCCAACUGUGAUACGUUCUAGUAUCACAAAAGGGUGGGAAACUGCACUUCACAUUGCAGCAGCUGCGAAGCGCAUUCACUUUGUGGAGGAGUUGGUGGGACUGAUGAAUCCUGAAGACUUGGAACUUCAAAACAGUAAUGGGAACACUGCCCUAUGUUUUGCGGCUGCUGCUGGAACUGUGAGAAUUGCUGAAGUGAUGAUUAACAAGAAUGAACGCCUGCCAAUGAUCCGUGGUAGUCAGGGAAUGACACCACUGUAUAUGGCUGCUUUGUUAGGACAUAGUGACAUGGUAUGGUAUCUCUACCAAAAGACUAAGAGUGAAGAUUUGUCAGAUGAGGAUCGAAUUGGGAUACUCAAUACCUGUGUUAGUACAGAUUUGUAUGUUCCAGGUAGGAAGGUAGGACAUGACAAAAGUCUGAAGCAAGCCCAAGCAUUUGAACUAGUUAGAUUGUUAUGGAAAAUGGUGAUAAAGCAAGAUGAUUCAGAGAUUUCGGACUUGAUCCGAAGCCCUUCACGACUUCUCUUUGUUGCGGCAGAGCAUGGAAACACCAAGUUCUUGAUUGAGCUUAUUGAAGCUUAUCCUGAUUUGAUAUGGAAAGUAAAUAGCCAGAACCAAAGCAUAUUUCAUGUUGCCGUUUUACAUCGUCAUGCAGGAAUAUUCAAUAUUUUAUAUGAGAUAGGCUCGAUUAAGGAUUUAAUUACUGCAUAUAGAGUUGAAGAUCGUAACAAUAUGUUGCAUUUGGCUGCGAAGCUAGCACCCCCAAAUCAACUUAAUAUUGUGUCAGGGGCAGCUCUUCAAAUGCAAAGAGAGCUACUGUGGUUUAAGGAGGUGGAAAAGAUUAUGCAACCUUCAUAUGUAGAAAAGAAAAACUCAAAAGGCAAAACAGCUUUAGUUACUGAGGAGCACAAAAACUUAGUUGAGAAAGGGGAGGCAUGGAUGAAGAACACCGCCUCCCAGUCUAUAGUUGUUGCAACACUUAUAGCCACCGUAAUGUUUGCUGCAGCUUUUACUGUACCAUGCGGCAAUGAUAACAAUACAGGAAUCCCAAUGUUUCGAAAGGAUAGUUCUCUCAUGGUUUUCGCAAUAUCAGAUGCCAUAGCAUUAGUCACCUCUUCCACUUCAGUACUCAUGUUCUUAUCUAUACUCACCUCACGCUAUGCUGAAAAUGAUUUCUUGGAAUCAUUGCCCAUUAAGCUCAUGAUUGGACUCACGACACUCUUCAUCUCCAUAACUACCAUGAUGGUAGCUUUUGGUGCGACAUUUUUCAUUAUUACAGUGAACAAAAUUUUAAAUAGAAUAAGGCCUCACUGUCUGAUCAUUGAGAUCAAUUAAUCUCAAGUUGAUGCUAAGAGUCAAAAUUUUAAGGCUUUAAAAAUGGAGUACCAAUGAAUAUGAAAGGUCUGUCCAAAAACAAAAAGAAAUAUGCAAGGUUGAAAACGCAGAUGGUUCUAAAAUACAAAAAAAUAAAAUAUAAAAUAAAAUAAAAUAAAAAAUUAGGUGAACAUUGUCUGAAUUACACAAAUUUUUUGCUGCAUCAUAAUUAAGAGUACCACUUGAACUAUUAUAUUAUAUUGGAGAACAUCGAAUAAUUAGCCAGUCUUGGGCUCAAUUAAAAAUAUAUUUUAAACUUAUGUCACGUAAUUUUUCAUCAUUUAAAAGAUAAAGUUAUAUGUAUUAAAUAAUAUAUCAAUUAAUAUAUUACAGAUUAUGUGACAUCAUUUUAGAGGUUUUGUAUCUUUGUAAUUUGUAUAAUGGGAGUGGAAUCGUAGUUUUGAAAUGACAAUCUAAUUAGUACCUUAAGUAGUACAUGUAGCACUACUAUUAUUUAAAUUGCCCCUAUACAACUAUUCAGUUUUUUAAUUUUUAAUUUAUUUUUUUUCCCCUUCCAUCUAUCUACCUUUCAAUUUUUUAUUCUACAAACACGUAUGCGCACCGCUCUGGUGGAUCUAUAAAUAUGUCAAUAGUCUCUCUCCCAAGGCUAAUGAAUUUUUCUAAACCCUAAAACCCAGUGGCCGAAGCGUUGAUCAAGAAUUAGCAGAAAUCGAAGCCAAACACUUUGAAUCUGAGUGAUGUGACAAUUUUUUGGGAGAAAUCUAGGUAGUGUUUGGUAGUAUUUUAAAAUUAUGAUUUGAAAAUAGAGUUAUAUUUUGAGUUUGUGAGUUUUGAAAUUAUGAUUUGUCAAA
This is a messenger RNA of Camellia sinensis, 3005 nucleotides long. RefSeq lists its product as uncharacterized. The record is from RefSeq and is a predicted model, not a curated record. Gene Ontology annotation, cellular component: membrane. Lineage: Eukaryota; Viridiplantae; Streptophyta; Magnoliopsida; Ericales; Theaceae. Gene Ontology annotation, molecular function: protein binding.